Messenger RNA from Lodderomyces pseudojiufengensis, 948 nucleotides. Its product is annotated as DNA-directed RNA polymerase III subunit. The record is from RefSeq and is a predicted model, not a curated record. Gene Ontology annotation, biological process: DNA-templated transcription. NCBI's taxonomy places the organism in Eukaryota, Fungi, Ascomycota, Pichiomycetes, Serinales, Debaryomycetaceae. Gene Ontology annotation, cellular component: RNA polymerase III complex; nucleus. The transcript has a single exon. Bases 1 to 948 code for a protein of 315 amino acids.
AUGAGUCAAUUAUUUGUAGAUGAAGAUGAAGAUAUGGAUUAUAAACGAGGGUAUAAACCUUCAACUACAACAAUAAAAGAAGAAGAAUUAAGUGAUGAUGAAGAAAUGUCAUUUGAUGAUAGAAUAAAUAAAAAUUCAUUAAAUCUACCUAAUGAUGAUGAUGAAUAUCAACUACCUCCAACAAUACCACGAGAACAAGAACAACAACAAGAAGAUGAAUCAGAAGAAGAAGACGACGAUCCAAUAAUAGAAUCAAUCCCAUUAAUCAUAAAUCAAGUACCCAAAGAACAAAAUAAAUCAUUACAUCUACUUCAAUAUCCAGGUAGACCCAAAACAAGAUCUCUAAGAAAUCAAACAGUAAUAUCAUCAAUAAAACCAAAUUCAAAAUAUUUAGAAUUAAAAUUACCAUUAGAUGUCAAUAAAUUUUUUAAUAAAUCAAAAUUAGAAGAAUGGGGAGAAAAUAUAAAUUUACAAAAUAUUUCAGGAGUAAUGGAUCAAUUUGGUGGUGGAAAUUAUAUUGGAAAAAUUAUAAACAACAAAGAAAAUAAAGAAAAUCGUAAAAUUGUAUUAAUUCCAUUAGAUUCAAGUGUUCAAUUACGUUCUACAUUUAAAUAUAUAGAUGAUUUAGAUAAAGAAAAUUUACAAAAUCAAAGAAAAUUAAAUAGCACUACCCAAGAAGAUGUUGAAAAACCAAGUAUUCAAAUAUUACAAACUGCUGCAAAACAUUCAACAAAUAAUCAAGAUGGUUUUAAUCAUUCUUUGGGAGAUUCAUUAAAAUCAAUAAAAAAAUUUGAUGAAGAAGAAUGGAAAAUUUUAAAUUUUAAACUGAAUUUGGGGGAUGAUAACGAUACUAGAGAGUUUCAAAAUCAAUUAAUUAAUGGUGCUGAUGGUAUAAUAUUAGAGAAUCAAAGUAAUUAUGAUGAUUACAUUGAUCAUUUGUAUAAAUAA